This is a messenger RNA of Musa acuminata subsp. malaccensis (wild Malaysian banana), 977 nucleotides long. The record is from RefSeq and is a predicted model, not a curated record. NCBI's taxonomy places the organism in Eukaryota, Viridiplantae, Streptophyta, Magnoliopsida, Zingiberales, Musaceae.
GACAUCUCCAGCGUUUUCUUCUUCCCCAAGAACAGAACAUAUAUUCUCUACUCCCCACUAAUAUUUUACUGAAGUUUUGUCUUCCAUUUUGUAUACCCUAAUUGCCCCUCUCCAAUUAACCUUUCUCCACCACAGAAGCUCCCCGCGGUCCCUUCCGGUUCUCGAGCUCCUCAACUCGACCAACCUUGCCUUCCCUCGCACCUCUCUUCGGCCUCUUUUAAGCCCGUAGUUUGAUGUCGAACACCUGCAACUAGAGGCCCUGAGACCUAGCCGGCUCUCCUUCGAUGAGGCCCCACGCCGCCCGCCUCGGCUUCUGGUUCGCCCGCAGGUCCCUCGGAUCGAAACUCCUCGAUGAAUCGACAACCGCCGCUGCGUUGGACGGCGCAUCGGCCCGGUUCGUUUCCUGGGCUUGCAGCUCGUCUCGGAGUGUCGUAAACGAAAAUUGCGAAGCAGCGAAUCUUACGAAGGGGAUUAUUAAUGGAGCGUUUCAGUGGCACUUUGUCCCGAGCAGGUCGUUUCAUGGUACACGGUCAGUGUCUGCAAAGGAUUACUAUGAUGUACUUGGUGUGAAUAAGAAUGCAAGCGCUUCUGAUAUCAAAAAAGCCUACCAUGCGCUUGCUAAGAAGCUCCAUCCUGACACAAACAAAGAUGAUGCUGGUGCAGAAAGAAAAUUCCAAGAAGUGCAACACCCAUAUGAUGUUUUGAAGGAUGAGGAUAAACGAAGGUUAUAUAAUCAGGUUGGUCCAGAUGCAUUUGAACAAGUUGCAGCUGGAGGUGGUCCCGGUCCUAAUGGACCAUUUGGAGGAGCUGGGUUUGGGAAUCCAUUUGAAGAUAUAUUUGGUGGUGCUGGAGGAUUCAACGAUGUGCGUGUACAUUUUCCUUUUGCAAGUGAUCUUUCACUCUGUUUGCUUUAUGUACCCAUAAGGGAACUUUAUUCACUAUGCUUCGGGGAUGCAGGAACUAAUAUACAAAUAUGA